Amyelois transitella is the source of this 1198-nucleotide messenger RNA. It is a transcript of the gene MED18, whose product is annotated as mediator of RNA polymerase II transcription subunit 18. The record is from RefSeq and is a predicted model, not a curated record. Gene Ontology annotation, molecular function: transcription coregulator activity. Lineage: Eukaryota; Metazoa; Arthropoda; Insecta; Lepidoptera; Pyralidae. The transcript has 5 exons. The coding region runs from base 156 to 827 and encodes 223 amino acids. Gene Ontology annotation, biological process: regulation of transcription by RNA polymerase II; termination of RNA polymerase II transcription. Gene Ontology annotation, cellular component: core mediator complex; mediator complex.
GAGCCACAUUUUGUAUUACUUCAUUCCGGUAAAUUAGUUAAAAGAAUUGACGAAAAUAAACAGAAAUCUCGGUCUCCAACUUCGGUCAAAAAUUAAUUUGAGUAGAACUAUUGAGUUGAACAUUACAAUACGGACCUAUUUUUUUUACUAACAAAAUGUCUGGUGCUAAUGUUGCACCUAUUACUGCUACUGACAGCUUAUCGCAAGCUUUGAAAGCCAAUAUAAUUCCCAAUCAAGAAUAUUUACUCCAAGGAUCGGUGUUAGAUUCUGCUGUAGAAGUUUUAUUACAUAGGCUACGUGGCCUUUGUGAUAAUGUUGAUGCUGGUCCUGAGACUUUCAAUGAUCAAGAAGUGUGUUUUAGUUUACGUGACCCAAAUCAACAGGCGGCACCAUUGAUGUUGCGUGUACGCAAAGCUUUGGAUGCACGUGACAUGCCAUAUCAACUACGAUACAUAGGACAGCCUGACCUUGGAGACAAGAACAGACCUACUGUGGUGAGGUCCAGUCUAGACAUUGCAUGCAGUGGAAUGUUACUGGAUUUUCUCAGUGAGCUGGGCUGUCGAAUUGAAUUUGAAUAUAGUGUGAAAGGUUAUAUGUUUAGAAAAGGACGAAUGAAGAUCACAGUUGCAAAGGUUUUUAAAAUAUCACAGAGUUCUAUGACACCCGAGCCUAUUUCUCAGAGCUACCUAGUAGAAUUGUCUGUGUUGGCACCACAAGGGCAAGAUGCAAUCGCAGAGGAUAUGCGCGCCUUCGCCGACCAACUGAGACCAUUGGUGCAACUUGACAAGAUUGAUUACAAGCGGUUAGGCCACAUGGCAGUCACAUAGCCCAUGUUUCUACCUUAGGCUGCCUUUCCAUGAAUCUAUUGUGAAACACCAAGAGGUUUGUAAAAAGACAGUCUUAGUUACCGCAUGGAUAAAUCACUUAUUGAAAUUUAUUAGGUAAAACUAAGUUAUGUUUUUUGAAUAAUUACAAUAGUUAAGAUAAUAUGACUUAAGUUAGUAUAAUAUAUAAAUGAAAAACAAACAAUAUCCAACAUUUGUCAAGCAGCCAGAGGAUUACUUCCUUUUUAGUUUAAUGAAGAAUAGAAAAGACAAUGAAAUAUCAGAUGGUUUUGUAGCUAUAAUCCUAACAUUUUUUUUAUUUUGUACAAAUGUAAAUAUAUUUACAUAAAAAUUAAUCAACCACCAUAUAGAAG